UUGUUAGGUAGUGUUGGCAAAUAAGGGACCAUAUGCUAUAUUUGUGGUUACAAAUUAUCCAUUUUUUGAGUGCUUACUUUUUUCUUUCCCUUUAGCUUAGCUAAAUCCACUUAUUCCAACCCCACUCCCCCUCUCUCUUUGUACUCUGUAGCAAAGGUUUUCGGUUAAUGCUUUGUAAAAUAUUUCUUUGCCUCUCCGGAUACAGCCAGGAAGUUUUGUUUUUGCCUUGCAUGAUCUUGUAGAUAACCAUGGCUACCUCAAAUGGGAUCAUUUAUUAUUCUGCUAAAUCACCUCAACACCCAAAGGUUCACAACGGAUAUUCUCCUAUACCAAGACUGAAGUUUUCUAAUAAGGGGUUCUGGGAGGUGUGCGGAAAACUAAGCAACCGUGUCAUCUUCAGGGGAUCUCCUGUGUUAUGUCGCUCAACAGAAACACAUGAUACUGAGACCAAAGAGUUUGCUAGAAACAGUGGUGAUUGUUCCAACAUAUCUAGUGUACAAGAAGAUGAUCAAGCAAUCACAGUUGGGAAAAUUAUUCCGUCAAGCCAGGCGAUUGCUGAAGCUUGUAAAUUUGCUUACAACGAUGCCAAAUUUGUGAAUGAAAGGGCUAAGAAUGAUAUUGUGCUGCUUUCUCGGGAAAUAAUGAGAAUGGACGCUCGUGCACGCCAAGAUGUUGCAUUUCUUGGUUCGGAGUUUCUUAAGCUUGAUGCUCGGGCAAGGGAAGAUACUGAGAAAGUUGAUCAUGAUGUUAAGAGAAGAGCCGAAAGAAUCCAUCAUGUUGCCACUAUUCUUAAAAACAUAGCUCAAUCGAGACUGAAAAAAGCUGCUGAUCGACACUGGAGCGAUGGCGCUUUGGAGGCUGAUUUAAGACGUGCCGACUUUGUGGCGAAACAACGUGCAAUGGAAGAUUCUCUGAUGGCUUUGGAGUUUGUCAAGAACAUUCAUGAUAGAAUGGUGAGCAAAAUGUACAAAUUAAAAAGAAGUUCCAUAGAUUCAGAGAAAACGAGGCAUAUUACACUUGAGAAGAAUGGGAAGACUCUGGAGUUUCUUCCUGGGGAAGUUUCUGCUGAUCGCCUCACUGCUAUCCAGGAAGCUUAUUGGGAUAUAGCAUCUGCACUUUCGGAAGCUGAUGGAAUUGACUAUACUGAUCCAGAAGAGCUCGAGCUGUUGGUUGCAACACUCAUAGAUCUUGAUGCAAUGGAUGGUAAAAGUAGUGUAUCAUUGCUGGCUGAGUGUUCAAGUUCUCCUGAUGUAAAUACAAGGAAAGCAUUAGCAAAUGCACUCUCAGCUGCACCAUCCAUGUGGACUUUAGGAAAUGCCGGCAUGGGAGCGUUGCAGAGACUGGCAGAAGACGAUAACCCUGCCAUUGCUGCUGCUGCAUCGAAAACCAUUCUUGAAUUGAAAAGACAAUGGGAAAUAGGAGAGGGCGAUAGCUGGAGGUUCAUGGUGGACGAAGAGUCACCCGAGGACGACAAUGGAACAUAUUAGAACCUGCCCCAUAACUCAAAAUACUGUAGAUAUCUAGAUGAAGGGACUAAUCGAUAUUUCAGAGUCCUGUGAAAAAUAGUUCAUAAGCUCUACUUACAUUAGAAAACAAAAAAGAAACAAAUAUCCCAAAAUGAUAUUCAUCCUUUUAUGCUUUGCAACUUGUUUGUCUCUUUGGAUCCUUGAUAUUUUAAGUAUAAAAAGUCUAAAGCAACACUUUAUUCUUCUUAUUAUA
Molecule: messenger RNA, 1719 nt
Organism: Lycium ferocissimum
Lineage: Eukaryota; Viridiplantae; Streptophyta; Magnoliopsida; Solanales; Solanaceae
Product: senescence-associated protein SPA15, chloroplastic
Exons: 13
Coding region: 249-1487 (412 amino acids)
Biological process (GO): cellular response to oxidative stress; leaf senescence
Cellular component (GO): chloroplast
Source: RefSeq, a predicted model, not a curated record